AUGUCGAGCGACUCCAGGAAGCAGCCUUCGAAGAAGGCACUGUUCGACCCCGCGUCCUUCGUGAAGGACCUGCUGGCCGGCGGCGUCGCGGCCGCCGUGUCGAAGACAGCCGUGGCCCCCAUCGAGCGAGUGAAGCUGCUGCUGCAGGUGCAGGCAUCCUCCAAGCAGAUCAGCCCCGAGGCGCGCUACAAGGGCAUGGUGGACUGCCUGGUGCGCAUUCCGCGUGAGCAGGGUGCGUUUUUAAGUUAUUGGCGUGGCAAUUUCGCAAAUGUUAUUCGAUAUUUUCCAACACAAGCUUUAAAUUUCGCUUUUAAGGACAAAUACAAACAACUAUUCAUGUCUGGAGUUAAUAAAGAAAAACAGUUCUGGAGGUGGUUUCUAGCAAACCUGGCUUCUGGAGGGGCUGCUGGAGCAACAGCUUGUGUGGGUAUAUCCACUAGAUUUGCCAACCGAUUAGGUGUUGAUAUUGGAAAAGGUCCCGAGCAACGGCAAUUCAAGGGGUUAGGUGACUGCAUCAUGAAAAUAGCAAAGUCAGAUGGAAUUAUUGGUCUAUACCAAGGGUUUGGUGUCUCCGUUCAGGGUAUCAUUGUUUACCGAGCCUCUUAUUUUGGAGCUUAUGACACCGUUAAGGGCUUAUUGCCAAAGCCGAAGGAAACCCCGUUUCUUGUCUCUUUCAUCAUUGCUCAAAUCGUGACGACCUGUUCUGGAAUUCUCUCCUAUCCCUUUGACACGGUCAGAAGACGUAUGAUGAUGCAGAGCGGUGAGUCUGAACGGCAGUAUAAAGGAACCUUAGACUGCUUUAUGAAAAUAUACCAACAUGAAGGAACAGCUGCAUUCUUCCGUGGUGCCUUCUCCAACAUUCUUCGUGGUACAGGAGGUGCCUUGGUGUUGGUGCUAUACGAUAAAAUCAAAGAAUUCCUCAACAUUGAUAUUGGAGGUAGUUCAUCAGGAGAUUAA
Arvicola amphibius (Eurasian water vole) is the source of this 957-nucleotide messenger RNA. RefSeq names its product solute carrier family 25 member 31 (gene Slc25a31). Gene Ontology annotation, molecular function: ATP:ADP antiporter activity. Gene Ontology annotation, biological process: mitochondrial ATP transmembrane transport; mitochondrial ADP transmembrane transport. Lineage: Eukaryota; Metazoa; Chordata; Mammalia; Rodentia; Cricetidae. Gene Ontology annotation, cellular component: mitochondrial inner membrane. The record is from RefSeq and is a predicted model, not a curated record.